Messenger RNA from Oreochromis niloticus (Nile tilapia), 7317 nucleotides. RefSeq names its product solute carrier family 7 member 14a (gene slc7a14a). Gene Ontology annotation, molecular function: amino acid transmembrane transporter activity. Gene Ontology annotation, cellular component: plasma membrane. Lineage: Eukaryota; Metazoa; Chordata; Actinopteri; Cichliformes; Cichlidae. The coding region runs from base 621 to 2918 and encodes 765 amino acids. The record is from RefSeq and is a predicted model, not a curated record. Gene Ontology annotation, biological process: amino acid transport; transmembrane transport. The transcript has 11 exons.
GGGGGGGUGGACUGCAACGGUGAUGUCCGGUCAGCUUGGUGUCUUGGCCGGUCAGGAAAUAAACCGGAUGAAUAAUACACAGUGUCGACGGUCACAUGUCGUGCAGCGGGCUCCUGAAUGAUUUAAAGCUUUUUACAUCAUCAGCCUCACCCUCCCUCCCGCUCUGUCUGCCGCUGAUGCACCGCGCAGCCCGGAGAUGCUGCUGCUGAUGCUGGUGACCGACUGCAGCAUCCGACAUGGGUAUCCUCUAAUCCGGCCGUGCCACAUUUUUUCACGAGUGAUGGCGCAUUAUAACGUGGCGAAAACCGUGCGUCUUUCCUAUAGGGAGUGUGUUUAUGAUUUCGCGGAGUGGACGGAAUGGUCGGUCAAUGGUCCCGUCCUGUCACCUUAACGAUUACUUUCUCUCUCACUAUGUGGGGAAAAACUGACGUGGCAUUCUACUGAGCCUGAAAACAGAGGCGUGGACAGCAAGACAAAAUCAGAUUUUCUUCAUUUAUUUGGAUUAGGAAUAAUUCCUCUUCCAAAGUGCUCUGCACAUCUUCUUGAAGAACUCAGUCACAGAACUUAAGGAAAAACACUGGUCAAACAGUAUCUUCCAAUACUCCCCAUUGGCUUUCAAUAUGAGUGGUCUGGUAGGGAAGCUGGAUCCUCGCAGGAUACAGUGGGGUUCGACAUGGAACACCUUUGCAUCCCGUGUCCUCAGGACCAAGCCUGUGGAGUCCAUGUUAGAUUCAGCCAUAUCGGGUACAAGCUCACAUGGAACCAGACUGGCCCGGGUUUUGUCUACGGUGGACCUAGUAUCGCUGGGUGUGGGCAGCUGCGUCGGGACGGGGAUGUAUGUGGUCUCUGGACUGGUCGCCAAGGAGAUGGCUGGCCCUGGGGUCAUUGUGUCCUUUAUUAUUGCUGCUGUUGCCUCCAUUCUGUCAGGAGUAUGCUACGCAGAGUUUGGUGUCCGUGUGCCUAAGACCACAGGUUCAGCCUACACAUACAGCUAUGUGACAGUGGGGGAGUGUGUGGCUUUUUUCAUCGGUUGGAACUUAAUUCUGGAAUAUCUGAUUGGCACAGCAGCGGGGGCGUCAGCUCUCAGCAGCAUGGCGGACUCACUGGCCAAUCACACUAUCAGCAACUUUAUGAUUUCACACAUUGGAACACUCAACGGCUUAGGUAAAGGAGAACAGUCCUACCCAGACCUACUGGCGCUGCUGAUAGCACUGCUGGUGACAGUGAUAGUGGCUUUGGGUGUGAAGAACUCUGUUGGUUUCAACAACGCAUUGAACGUCAUCAACCUUAUAGUGUGGGUGUUCAUGAUGAUCGCUGGCCUGUUCUUUGUAAAUGGGGAGAACUGGGACGAGGGGAGAUUUCUGCCUUUCGGCUGGUCAGGGGUGAUGCAGGGUGCAGCCACCUGCUUCUAUGCCUUUAUUGGAUUUGACAUCAUUGCUACAACAGGAGAAGAGGCCAAGAGUCCCAACACCUCCAUCCCCUAUGCUAUCACCGCCUCACUCAUCACCUGCCUCACUGCCUAUGUCUCUGUUUCUGUCAUUCUGACACUGAUGGUAACAUACGAUAAAAUUGACGAAGAUGCACCACUGAUGGAGAUGUUUGCCAUUCAUGGUUGUAUGUUCGCAAAGUACAUAGUGGCGGUAGGCUCUAUAGCUGGACUGACUGUGUCCCUCCUGGGUUCGCUGUUCCCCAUGCCCAGGGUCAUCUAUGCCAUGGCAGGAGAUGGCCUGCUCUUUAAGUUCCUGGCCCAUGUGUCUUCCUACACAGAGACCCCUGUUGUAGCCUGUGUGGUUUCAGGGUUUCUGGCUUCCUUGCUGUCCCUCCUGGUCAGCCUUAGAGACCUCAUAGAGAUGAUGUCCAUAGGAACGCUUUUGGCCUAUACCCUGGUGAGUCUCUGUGUGCUUCUCUUACGCUACCAACCUGAGGGAGACAUCCAUGGUUUCGUGAACUUUCUCUCUGAGGAGCAGAAUAAAAAGAGGAAGGAAGGCGUUCUGGCUGAGUGUGAGAAAGACGCCUGCUCGCCAACCAGCGAGGCCGAUGAGUAUGGCGGUCCGCCCACUAACACCUGCGGAGCCAAAAACCUGCCUUCGCUGGGUGACAAUGAGAUGCUGAUUGGCAAACCAGAUAAAAAUGCAUACACGGCCAGUCACCCUAACUAUGGUACAGUGGAUAUGACUACUGGUAUUGAAGCAGAAGAAUCAGAAGGUGGGCUGUCCCGGCGGUUAAAGAAGCUGAUUGGACCACGCUACUAUACUUUGAGGAUCCGAUUGGGCCUACCGGGAAAGAUGGAUAGACCAACUCCAGCCACGGGGAAAACUGUCACUGUGUGUGUUCUGCUGCUCUUCAUCUUCAUUUUUGCUUUCUGCUCCUUCAUAAUUUUUGGAGCUAGCACUAUUGGGGAGGGUCGUUGGUGGGCCUUGCUGCUAUUGAUCUUCUUCAUCAUUAUCAUUGCCCUACUGGUCAUCAUCAUCCUCCAGCAGCCAGAGAAUCCUAAGCGACUUCCCUACAUGGCACCCUGUGUGCCCUUCGUACCUGCUUCAGCCAUGCUGGUUAAUAUCUACCUCAUGCUCAAACUGUCUGCAAUCACCUGGAUACGAUUUUCAAUCUGGUGCCUCGUGGGUGUGCUCAUAUACUUUGGCUAUGGCAUGUGGAAUAGUACUCUGGAAAUCACAGCCAGAGAGAAUGAAGUGCAUGCUUCCACCUACCAGCGCUACGAUCAAGGUGUUGACGAAGGCUUCUGCGGCUUCGAAGAUGAUUUCUACCCACCUACCACUGACACCUGGGGUGCACCAGACGGGGGAUCAGGGCUAACCUCGCCCCCUGUGGCAAAACCUGAAAAUGAUGGGAUGCCAUCGAAAAGUGGAGGCAGAACCAUUGCCAAUCAUGGCCUCGCGGAGGAGGAUCCAAUGGAUUUCUAAGGGACUGACUCUGUGUUACCCUGAAUGUACUGCCUUGUCUGCUGCCUGGGGGAUGGGAGGGGAAGAAUAUGUGAGUGCACGAAUGACUGUGUGUGUGUGUGUGUGUGUGUACAUGCCAGCAUGUGUGUUUUUUUUGUGUGUCCAGCUCUUGGGCUAGAUUGUUUGUUGGCAGUGGAACUGCUUUUCUAUCACUUUAUUCCACCGUGCCUGGCUCCCCCGCUUCCACAGAAAUUUAGAUGUCAAGGUCAUGAGUGUCUUGACUCAUUUGCUUGUUAUUACUUACUGGAAUCCACAUGACACACAAAGAAAGGCCAGACAGAAAAAGUGCAGAUGUAGCAAGAGAUAAAAUAUAAUGUGGCUCUCUGAACUCUGAACCAAAUGAGAGUGUCUGUUAAGCAAUUUUUUUAACUGUUUAUUUCUCAGAAUUACGAGAUACAAUAGAGGAGAAGGCAACAAGAUGGGGCAGAUGAAUCAGCACGUCCCAUCCUGUUUUAACAGACAGGCAGGAAGGUUAGAUGACAGCAUGGCAAGCCCAAAUGACUUCCUGUGGACAGCUCUGGUUUUCUCCGUUCAUUCCAACAGAAAGAAAAAGCGCUGCACGUACCCUCAAAAUAAUAAUAAAAAAAAAAAAAACGUUAACCCUCAGCGUUAUUUCUCGCUUUAAAUGUUUCCCUGACCCCAAACAUCUAGCCCAAGUGAUUCUGAGGUGAAUUUGGGAAAGGGUGUUGAUGUUUUCUGUCACAAAUAUUACUUGGACUUUGCUUGCAAUAGUGCCUUCAUCUACUGUAUGUGUACGUGAGUUUCUGAUUAUGUCGGUUUUCUACUUUAAUUUUGCCUGCGCGUGCGUUUGAGGGUGUACUGCAUGUACACUCAAAAAUCCACCCUUACAUGGGUUAUUAUAUUUGUGUUUGUAUAAAGUGUGUUCUUCAGAUUGUUUUACUCUGUAUGUAUAGGUAUUUUUUCCCACUCUUCCCCAGCAUGAAGCUCCGCGUGAAUUCACUUGCAACAAAUCAACUCAUCAGUAUAUCGGAAAAGAGGAGAGAGUAGUCGAUAUAAAAGCAAGAGAGAAUGAGCUGAAUCCUAACUGGUAACCACUAUGGUUACUCUGAAGAAAGUCAUAUUUUCUCCUGUUUUUUUUUUGCAUGAUCAGUAUAUAAUUUUAUUUAAAAUUCAUUCAGAAUGUUUUUUGACUUAUUAUCAUUUGUUCUUUUUGCUUUCUUUUUUACCAAAUGAAAUGAAAUCUAAUCCUUCCUCUUCCUCCUUUCCUUUGCUUUUCUUUCUUCCAUUCCUUCUUCUUCUUUGCAUUUUAUAAGGUUCCACAAUUCCUUUCUUCUUCCAAACCAACUCUAUCUUCCUCUCUCUGCCACCUCACUCUCGUCUUGAUAUCCAUCGGGCCAUGUCAUCCACUUUAAGCCACAAGUGAUAGAGCCAGGAUUGGUUUUCAGUCAGGAUUUGUAACAGCAAUCUGUUCAUGGCCUGUCGAUCUAUUAGCUCCUGUUUCACUUAAGGGUGUCCGCUAUCGCUUUUCUGAUUUGUCACUGGAGCAUUUACUACACUCCCUGUGGUCCUGCUCCCACCUAGACUCAAGCUGGUAUGAGUGAACCUCACUUUUUGGCCCUACAUUGUUUUUAAAGCAUGUAGCUUGUGCUGAAGUCCCACUCUUCACAUGGUACCUACAAUCACUGGUGCACUCUGAAGAGCUUGUGAAAAUCAGCUGGAUCAGAUAAUGAGCCGGUGUGGUUUAAUAUGUAGGACGAGUAAGCUGCAGCCAAGGCUAGGGGUUGGAUUUCAUAAUUAGUAUAUUGCAAGGCAUGUUUAAGAGUAAAACACUUUUAAACAAGCGAAUACAAAGUGCUUUACAUUGAAGGCAUUGUGCAAUUUAUCCAUUCAUGGCACUAUAACUGAUUUUGGCAUCAACCAAAUAGCACACCGCUUUGUUGGUCUAUAAGGGUGGGGGGUGCUUCUUCUAUAUAGCUGCUGCUGCUGUCUGCCCUGAUUGUCCUUCUUGUACCUUUUGCCCCUGUUGCUGCAUCAGUCCCUUCCAGGGAAGCCUUAUUUGUCUAAUGCACUAAAUCUAAGGAUGCCACGCUAUACCCCCACCCCACCUCUGCCCCCCUCACAACCAUCCACAUUCAAAAAAAAAAAAGCAAAACAAAAAUAAAACAAACCAAAAAUUUAAAAAGUAAUAAAAAAAUUAUUGUAUAAACAGGCCCUUUGGUAGUGUCCAGUGAAGAGAUUAUACCAACUCCAUAUACGCAGGGAUUUAUGUUCAUAUUGAAUGAUUCUGCAGGUAGCCAGUGCACGGAGCAGUAUGCUGUGCAGGCAAGUGGAAGUGAAUUUAGUUGCAGUUGAGCUUGAAGCCUGUGUAGUCUGCCAAGGUCAUGACUUUAGUAUCUUUUAUGGAAAUGUGACUGGGUUAUUGACUUGGGGGGGGGAUCAUAUUUUAUGACCACAAUAUUACAUUAAACCACACUGUAAGUUCCAGCCAUGGAUGUUAGAAGAACUGAUAUUUUAUGGUUGGCAAAGGAAAAAAUAAUAGAAAGUUUUGCAGAAUUGUCCAAUAUAAACAUUAUGCUAGGUGAUACUGUUGGAAAAGCAUUUGCACAUUAAAUCUCGCACACAUCUAAACAUAUUUUCAUUUUGUACUUUUGAGCCAAAAUACCCACUCAGAUCACUUCCUAACUCAGCCAAAAGAAUCCAACAGCUUUGCAUUCAUAGCUCAGCCAAAACAAAAAAGCAAAUUCAGGCAAUGCCAUUCCUCUCACACUGGACUGUACAGUCGACUUUCUAUAUUAUCUGAUCUGCGUGUGUGUAUUAAGACGAAUGCAUGUGCUGUAUGUGUGUGCGAUGUGCGUUUGUGGUCUACGCCUGCGCCUCAGUGUGAUCGUCUGGUGAAUGUGUAGCAUGCUGUCAUGCACGAGGCCCAGACUAUACAUGUUGUACUUGCAUGCGGUGACUGAUCGCAAUGACCUGUAAUGGAACACUAAACCAAACCAAAUGCAGGCUUAAUUCUUAUACCUGGGAACGUUGGCCUCUCUGCUCUGGAAGGACUAAUGUUUAACAAUUUCAUAGGUUAAAUAAAACCACUAUCCUACAGGAUGAUUUUGUGCAUUUGUUGCACUUUGCUGCAUUUUUCUAUUCUGAUGGGAACCCAGAAUUUUACUUUAUAACUCAAUACUAUGUUAAAUGAAAGAGCUAAAGGAAUAUUAUAUACGAUAUUCAGUUCAAAUCGCACAUUAUUUUCCUCAGUAAUCUCCUUGCCCAGGUAUGAGAACCAGGACUCCAUUUGAAAAAGAAGGAGUACAUGUAGCAAACACAUUGAUGUGGGUUGCUCUUCUCACAUCCUUCCUCAAGCACUUACAAUAUGCCUACUUCCUCUUUGUCCAUCUUCUCAACCACAACCUCUGCAAGCCAAAGUCCACAAUGUUUGUUUACUUUUCACGUACAGAUAUCUGUAGUUUCUUCAGAGUGAAGACCUGAGAAAAAAACAGAGCUAAAUUUUUUUUCUUCUCUUCUAAUAAGCUACUUUAUCACAAGCAGACAGAUUUUUCUUUUAUUAAAGUGACUUUGGUCAUUGGUAUAAAGGAUAAUUUCUGAAUUUUUGCUAGUAUUUCGUUAAUAUUUAAAGUAUUAGUGUAGACUCCGAUGCAUCUGUUCUGCAACGACACGAUGCAGUGAAAAGUACAACACUAUAGGAGGAGUGAACUAAAAGAAAGGUAUUUUUCUACAGCUGUUUCCCAUUCACGGACCCUCCUCGGGAAGGUGUACACAGCAGAGUUGGGUGGCGUUAUCAGUCUUCACUUUCUGUGGUUUUGUUUAAUCACAAGGAGGCCUGGGAGAAACUGCUAAAAUAUAUUUUUAACAGCCGUAGUCUCUCUAGAAUGAAAAGGCUCAUUUAUAAACGUUAAUCUUUUCCUUUGAAGGUUUUUCAAAUGGUUGCUCAAGACGUCAAUACGACUAUAGAUGGUUUAGGAGUAAGAAUACUAAUGACUAAUAAGAGAAAACACGCAGAAACUAUUUUAAUACGAUUCUAUAAAUGGUAAACUACACACAAAAUCAAAGAUUGCCUCUGUUGCUUUUAAAGUCAGUUACUGUUUGUUUAUUUAGUCUUGGAGAAGGCGUGCCAUGUUCUUCCUGUGCUCUGUGUUCACUGUGGCCAAGCGUCCAGUCAGUGUGUGUUGGACUUGUUGAGAUUGGCUUCUCUUGCAACAGCAGAUUUUAUUCCUUUUCACUUCUGUAUAUUUUGGCACAAAGCUGUAUAAUGUAAUUGUUUUUAAUUUUUGUUUUUUAAAGGUUUCUUCCAUAUGUGUGGUUAAUUUGCUCCUGGGUGCACUGUUUUUGCUGAGUUGUUGAUAUUGCUUCCAUGCAACAAUGAAAGUUAGUUAUUGCAAUUACAAAA